AUGGCUUCAUGGUAUCGAAGAGAAGAUCCAUUUCCUUAUGAAACAACUGAAUUAAUCGUAAGUGGCAUUAUACCUAUGAUUCUUAUUGUAAUUGGGACUUUCGGUAAUCUUAUAUCUGUGAUCAUUUUACUUAAUCAACAAAAUCGUGGAACAUCAACCAAUAUCUAUUUGAUAUUUUUAUGUCUUAUGGAUACAAUAUCACUUUAUCAAUGGAAUUUAAAACAUGCUGUAUAUACAAUUACAGCUGGUAGACAAGAAGUAUGGGGAGGAUCAGUACUUCAUUGUCAAUUGAGUCAAUUUUUUGCUUUUUACACUUUACAUACAUCAGCUAUGUUUCUCACUUUUGUACAACUUGAUCGAGCUUGUUUAUUACGUAGUAGAUGGUAUAAAACAAAAAUAGCUCAACCACGUGUAGCAUUAAUCAUUUGUGCUAUUAUUCUACUCGUUCUAUUUGCAUUGAAUGGAUUUUUAUUUGGAUUAGGUUUUGAAUAUUCUAUCUACAAUAAUACUACAGAUAAUCAUGAAACAUUUGUAGUAUGUUAUUAUUCAUUGAUUCCACAACUCAAUGAUUUCUUUAGUUUACAUUAUGCAUGGGUAAUGAAAAAGCUGAUCAUUAAACAAACAUAUACAAAUAAUCAAUUAGCAAUCAGUGCUCAACGCAAUCGUCGUAUUUCAAUAAUGCUUGCACUCAUGUGUUUUACUUAUAUUAUUACCACUUUACCUAAUCGUCUUUGUUUUUCAGUUUUUGGGAAUCAGAUUAUUGGUCAUGAUUAUGCAGAUACAGUAUUUCUUGCAACGAAUACAUUAAUGUAUACAAGAAAUGCGUUGAAUGCAUUUUUUCUUUAUGUAUCUGUAUAUGGUUUUCGACGAGAUGUCCGUCAAUUGACGUUGACAUGUUGGAAAAAAUUAACAGGAGAAGAUGUUCUUCAGGAGAACAACGGUAAUGUUGGCACAAUUAUGCCGCUUCGUGCACCAGCUAGAAGCGCAAUUACUACAAUGCCAAUCAAAAAAACUACUCAUUGA
Molecule: messenger RNA, 1023 nt
Organism: Rotaria sp. Silwood1
Lineage: Eukaryota; Metazoa; Rotifera; Eurotatoria; Philodinida; Philodinidae
Source: the annotation of a GenBank genome assembly